UCUUAGUCCCCAUACACUGGCAGGAACUACUGUUUACGUGAUUUUUUUUUUCGGCAAUCAGUAUUUAUCUAGGGAAACUAAGGAAGAGUAGAAAAAUAGCAGAGACAAAAAGAAGCUUAUUGAGAGGGAAGAGAGAAGGGGGAGGCACUGUAACCUUGCCUUCUCUGAUCAUUAACCUUGCUGGGAUAUGCGGCAAACACUUCACUCUGAGCUGAGUUACUUGGAAGGCUGAUUCCCAGGGAGAUUGGACCAGACCUGAGCUAACACUUGCCUUGCUCUGAAGAGCAAUAUGGAUUUUCAAAAAUUAUUCUUCGCCUUAUUUUUCAUCCUGAUGAGCCUGCUGUUGAUUAAUGGCCAGAAACCAGCCAACCUUGCGCAGCGCCGAAGGAUACACAGACACAACUGCUUCCUGAAGAGAUGCAUACCGCUACAUUCAAGAGUUCCCUUUCCAUGAGACCACUGAGGAAUCUCAUCAUGAAAGGUGUAACAUUGGAACAGGCUCAAAUCUACAGAAAUAUUAUUUAUUUGGAACAGUGUUUCAGAAGUUAUGUGAUUUGUAACUGGAUGUUUCUUAAACAAGCUACCCAGGAAAAUGGACACGGACAAGCUCCAACCCAUACAAUUGGCUGCCGGACUAGAAAUGGCACAAAAGUUGCCGAAAGCAAAGUCCCACCAUGAAACUGAUCCAGGAGACAUCUAAAGCAACCUUUUGUGUUCCACCAAAACAGAAAAGAGAGCCUAUUCUCCAUCAUAUUCCAAGGAUGUGAAUGUACAAAGGCUUUCAUUUAUUAUUAAAUUGAAAUGAAGCCUUUUAUUAUAAGCCACUGUACCUCAAAAGCUGUGCUUGUUCAUGGCACUGUGAUGCAACCAACUCCUUGACUUAUGGGGAUAAAGUAAGAAAAGCCAGAAGAUGGUUUUGGACAAUCUGGUUAUAUUUCAAUAUUCCCCUUUGAGUAAAAAAUUAGAGGACAAUGACGUAGGACAAAAACGUAACCUGAAUGAUACAGAGAUUACUAAGCCUAGGCUGCAAAAUCUAUUGCUUUUCCAUGCUGUCAAUAUGGGCUAUAGGGUCAUGUCUCAUAAUAUUUCUAAAGGAUUAGGCAAUUACUGGUUGUGAAUAAACUGAAAUUAUAAGCAUACACUACCAGUGGGUUCUGGGGGUUACAGGCUCACAUCAGCUUAUGCUGUUGAUUACAUUACCAGAUUGUUGUCCCGUAGCGAGCUUUUUUUUAUGCUUAAUAAUUAACAUAACAGUUACUGGAUCUCAGCAUGUAAUGCUUCUGUAUUUGUCUGGGUCAAUUCAUAUGUUAAUUGGUGUGAGAAGCAGCUAGGGAGCCAUAAUACAUAGUGACAGAAGAGAAGAACCUCUGCACUCAGCCAUAUAAAUAUAGUAAAGGGAAUUUUGCACAGAAAGAUACUAAGAAAAUGUCCUUCUUAUUAAACAAAACAGGGAUUGUUUGUCCUGAUAUUACAAUAUAUUUAUAAAGCAAUGUUUAGUGGAGCGCACAACUUUCCCUCUUUCUGUAAGGCUAAUGGUGCACAGGCUGUUUUCUCUGCUGGUAUAAAACCCCGAUACGCUGGCUUCCAGGGCCUGUAUGUGUGUAUUAAUAGCAAUAGGAUCGGCCUGUUGGUGUGGAAACAAAGUAUUUUCCGAUAAAAAAUUGCAGCGACUAAUCGCCUCGUCUGUCUUUGUAGCAGCUACUUGUCCUGACUACAAAAAUAGACAAUGCUGAUAAUUUGCUGGUAACUGUGUCUAUGUGUGUUUUAACAGAAGCAAUUCUCAGUAUUGUCUAUGGCAGGGUAUUUUCUGACGUUUAGUAGCCGUGACAAAUAGCUGCUACUAAGUAGCUCUGCAAAGCAUUCAAGUAAAUGAAAGAAACAUUAUCACUGCAAUAUAUGCUUUUUUGUAAUCCCACUUUGUCUUUUUGCUCAUAGAUAGGUUUCUGUUGCAUAAGGGAUCCAGGUUUAGGAUAUUAAAUAAGUUGAAGUACCAUGGUUAUUUACUCUCCUUUUAUGUACAUUUCUUAUCUGUACUAUGCUCUGAUUUUAUUUUGCAUGUGUAGCUUCACAAAAGUAACAAAAAGUGACCAUACACACUUUGUAUGUGGUUGGACAAUUUGGCAUGUUUCAACCACUGAUACCUUUAUAGGGCCCACAAAAACAAAUGGCAACAAAUCUCCCCCUGUAAUAG
Molecule: messenger RNA, 2191 nt
Organism: Xenopus tropicalis (tropical clawed frog)
Lineage: Eukaryota; Metazoa; Chordata; Amphibia; Anura; Pipidae
Gene: apela
Product: apelin receptor early endogenous ligand
Exons: 3
Coding region: 290-454 (54 amino acids)
Biological process (GO): heart development; apelin receptor signaling pathway
Molecular function (GO): apelin receptor binding
Source: RefSeq, a predicted model, not a curated record